UAUGUUUCGCCUACAUAUAUACCCAGAUUCCUCCACUUUCCCCUCGUUCCACCCAACUUACUACUAAACACAUCAACAAGCGAAACAUCACCCACAUCAACAAGCGACGACAAAGGGCCGGGAUCCAUGGCCGACGAGUGGUGGAGCAGUAGUACUUCUCAGAGGAGCCACGGCACGUCGGCGUGCACGGCCGCGCCACUCAUGGACACCGGUCACGCAGCCGCAUGCGGCUGGACGUCCCCCGCCGCGGAGUCGACGAGCUCAAUAACCUUCCAAGAUCCCCACAGGAGCAGCUGUGCCACCACUCAUCAGCCUUCAUCCGAUGCCGCUUCCUCGCUCGGAGAUCCACACAUGGAUUGGACGCACGCCUUCUUGAGCGGGAGAAGCGACGCGAGCUUCCAAGCCGUGCUUCAAGACGCCAUGGGCCCGGCGUCUACGACCUCCUCGAGGCCCUUGUUUCGAGCUCAUCAGUCGGCGGCCGACGAUACCGUGAUGAAUAAUAACCCGUUCAGGAACAUGAGCCAUGGUUUCAGCUUGCUAGACCAGGCACCUCCUGCUGCAGCAGCAUCGUCGUCCCCGUACGGCACGGCGCCGGCGUUGCAACAAGGCAUGUUCGACGCCGCCGCCGAGGCUUCUAACACUUCGAUGUUCGGGGAGUGCCAGUCCACUGCGAGCUACGACGCCCAGGCGAUACAGUUGUCUACGCAGAUGCAGGGCGGCGGUGCACAGCAGCUUCAGUACUUGUCCGGCGGCGGCGGCGGCUACAUGCCUUUCGGGGGUGGCCCUUUGUCCUCGCAGCUUCUCUUGCAAGCCCUACAACCCAAGACCAGCUACAGCCCCAACACCCUCAUGGCGAAGUCUGCCGAACGCGCCAGCUCACCGGCGGCGAGGAAAAACGAACCGGACUCCCCCGCCGCAGCGAAAAGGCCACGGAUCGAGGCACCGUCGCCGUUGCCCACGUUUAAGGUAAGGAAAGAGAAGCUAGGGGACAGAAUCACUGCGCUCCAGCAACUAGUCUCGCCUUUUGGAAAGACUGAUACGGCAUCGGUUCUUCACGAAGCCAACGAAUACAUCAAGUUCCUCCAUGACCAAGUUGCGUCUCUCACAUAUCCGUACUUGAAGAAUGUGAACCAAAUGCAGCAGUUCCAGCAGAAGGGAUCCGAGAAUGCGAAGGAAGCCGGUGAGCCAAAGAAAGAUCUCCGAAGCCGAGGUCUGUGCCUUGUCCCGGUGGCGACGACCUACACGGUGGCGAGCGAGACGAUGCCGGAGUUCUGGCACCCGACAUUUGGAGGCACAUUUAGAUAGAGAUAUACUAGGUAGUUUAAUUAGCUUGCUGCAACUACAAGUACGUGCUAAUUAAGCAAUGUGUACAAGUGCAAAUUACAAACAUAACACAGAGCGUUGAAGCAAAAUCAAAGCAAAAAACAUGUGUUGCUAGCGUACUAAGAUAUACACGCAUCUAUGUAUGUGCACGGUGAUCAUCAAACGGAAUUUAAGUACCUAGCCUGAGAAGAAAAGCAUGGGGCAAUCAUCUAACCAGUAAGAGGUGAUGAUACAGGGCUAGUCUUCGAAUUGAAGACAGGCUAAAUUACUCAUAUGAAAAUGUAGGGACAGGUGGAAGAGAGACCGAUUUGAGGCUCCGCAUCCAUACUGUGUGUAUACAGAACGCAAUGAUGUUAUAGUGUUGUAUGAAAAGUUA
Brachypodium distachyon (stiff brome) is the source of this 1699-nucleotide messenger RNA. RefSeq names its product transcription factor bHLH123. The record is from RefSeq and is a predicted model, not a curated record. Gene Ontology annotation, cellular component: nucleus. Gene Ontology annotation, molecular function: RNA polymerase II cis-regulatory region sequence-specific DNA binding; protein dimerization activity; DNA-binding transcription factor activity, RNA polymerase II-specific. Gene Ontology annotation, biological process: regulation of transcription by RNA polymerase II. Bases 127 to 1305 code for a protein of 392 amino acids. The transcript has 7 exons. Lineage: Eukaryota; Viridiplantae; Streptophyta; Magnoliopsida; Poales; Poaceae.